CUCGAAUCCGAGGCGAGCGGAAUGGGUUGGAGGACGGGGCCGGUCCCUGCAGAAGAGAUCAGGGCUGCGCGGAGGCAGGGAGGGAGGCUGGGCGGGGUUUCUCCUGCCGGCGGGCAGGGGCCUGUGGGAUUCACGUUCCUGCGGCGGGGGAAACCGGGAGGGAGCCGGUCUGGUCAGGGCCGUUCCUGCAGCAGAGCCCGGCGGGGUCUGGCCUUAUUUGAGGUCCGGGCAGGUGCUGGUUUCGUUGAAGCUGUCCAGCCGUAAGGGAGGCCCUGGGUCGAGGGCAGCAUCUUGUGAGUGGCCAGCUGGUGUGGAGGGUUGCAGGCCGGCGCACGGGGUCCGCGGCUGCCCGCCCGGGCCCGCCUCACGUCGCCCCUCUCUCUCAGUUCUAUCACGGCGCCCACCCCCAGGGAGAGCCCUCUGCGGGAGGCGGUAGCCCAGAGCUUUCUGGCAAAGUCCAAGCGCCCCAGAUGCCACCCCAGCCCCAGAACACCGACAUGACUUCUCCCACUGCUCCCGCCCUGCCUUCUGAGGACUCCUGCCCUCUUUGGGACAGCGUCUCCGGGUAUGAGGAGGAAAUGGAAGCAUGUUCUCGGCUGGCCCCAGCCCCGGUGAGCUGAAGGCCUCUGCUCUCUCUGUUCUCUCAGAUGUAAAACGGGCCAGGAAUAGCACCCACCUCCUUGGCCACUUAUGAGCUUCAAGGACGUGGCUGUGACCUUCACACGGGAGGAGUGGGGGCAGCUGGACUGGGCCCAGAGGAUGCUGUACCGAGACGUGACUCUGGAGACCUGCAGCCACCUAGUCUCCCUGGGGCUUCUGCUUUUCAAACCGGAUGUGAACUCCCAGCUGGAGCACGGGGAAGACCCAUGGAGGGCCGAGCAGGGACCUACUCAAGACUGGAAGGCUACACUUGAAAAGAAAGAGUCAGCUUCUGAAGAGGAUGUUGCUGUGGAAGAACGAUCCCACUGCAUGGAAAGGAAACGAAUAUUUUCAGCAGAGAACAGCAGUGACUGUACAGAUGUUGGAAACAAGGUUAAUCACAGUAUGUCUCUGAAUGAACACAAGCCAAUGCAUUUUGGUGAAGGUCAGUGUGAGUGUGACAAAUGCCUUGUACAAACUGAUGUAAAUGGUCCUGGAGAAGAACUAGUUAGAUGUGAGGACUUUGAUGCCUUCCACGUGGCCUCCUGUUUUACUAACUGUGACAUCAUUCAGACUGGAAAGAAGCCAUACGCAUGUAAUCAGUGUGGAAAAUCUUUCAGCUGUUGCUCUAAGCUGCUUGUACACCAGAGAACACACACUGGAGAAAAGCCCUAUGAAUGUACUUGGUGUGGGAAGUCUUUCAGGCAGAGCUAUCACCUUAUUGUACAUCAGAGAACUCACAGUGGAGAGAAGCCCUAUGAAUGUAACCAGUGUGGGAAAUCAUUCACCCAGAGUUCAAAACUUGUUAGGCAUCAGCGAACUCACACUGGAGAAAAACCAUAUAAAUGUCAUGUAUGUGGAAAAUCUUUCAGGCGGAACUUUAACCUUAUUGUACAUCAAAGAAUUCAUACGGGAGAGAAACCUUAUCAGUGUACUCAUUGUGGAAAGUCCUUUAGCCAGAGCUCUGAUUUUGUUGCACAUAAAAGGACUCACACUGGAGAGAAACCUUAUGAAUGUAACCAGUGUGGAAAAUCCUUCAUUCGAAGCACUCAACUCAUUAGGCAUCUGCGAAUUCACACUGGAGAGAAGCCAUAUAAAUGCAAUCAGUGCGAUAAAGCCUUCUCUGGGAGCUCUCACCUUGCUGAACAUCAGAGAACCCACACUGGAGAGAAACCUUUUGAAUGUAAUCAGUGUGGGAAAGCCUUCACUGGGAGCUCCCGCCUUCUUUCACAUCAGAGAAUUCAUUCUGGAGAGAAACCAUACAAAUGUAAUGACUGUGGGAAAUAUUUUCGGCAGCGAUCAGAGCUUGUUGUGCAUCAGCGAACCCAUACUGGAGAGAAACCUUAUGAAUGUGGUUAUUGUGGGAAAGCUUUCAGUCAGAGGUCUGCCCUCAUUCUGCAUCAGAGAACACACCUUGGAGAGAAGCCCUUUCAGUGUAACAUGUGUGUUAAAGCUUUCCGUCAGAGGUCACGCCUUAUUGAACAUCAGAGAACACAUACUGGAGAAAAGCCCUAUGAAUGUAUUGACUGUGGGAAAGCCUUCAAUAAUCGGUCAACCCUUAAGAUACAUAAGAGAACACACACUGGUGAGAAACCCUAUGAAUGCGGUCAUUGUGAAAAGGCUUUUAGCCAGCGGUGUCAACUUACUAGGCAUCAGAGAAUUCAUACUGGAGAGAAACCUUAUGAAUGUAACAAGUGCGGGAAAGCUUUCGGUUACAAUAAAUCCCUUAUUCAACAUGAGAAGACUCAUGGGAGAGAAACCCUAUGAAUAAUCAAGACGGAAAGGCUCACUGCCAGACCUUUACUAGACCUCAGAUGACCAAAGUAUCUCUCUUAGGGCAUGGUCUAAUAGCAGCAUGCAUCAGAAUCUCUAGCAGUAAAACCCAGGACCUGCAGUUUCUGAAAGCAGUACAUGUGAUUUGUAUGUACAUCAAAAUGUGCUUCUGCAUUUAGGUGAGAAACUAUGACCACUAAU
Messenger RNA from Manis javanica (Malayan pangolin), 2613 nucleotides. Lineage: Eukaryota; Metazoa; Chordata; Mammalia; Pholidota; Manidae. The record is from RefSeq and is a predicted model, not a curated record.